Orycteropus afer afer is the source of this 1957-nucleotide messenger RNA. It is a transcript of the gene STK4, whose product is annotated as serine/threonine kinase 4. The record is from RefSeq and is a predicted model, not a curated record. NCBI's taxonomy places the organism in Eukaryota, Metazoa, Chordata, Mammalia, Tubulidentata, Orycteropodidae. Gene Ontology annotation, cellular component: cytoplasm. Gene Ontology annotation, molecular function: protein serine/threonine kinase activity; ATP binding. Gene Ontology annotation, biological process: protein phosphorylation; regulation of MAPK cascade; protein tetramerization.
GGCUUGGAGAGGUCCCGGGGGAGGAUGGAGCAGUGAGCGGGUUCGGGCCGCUGCCGGCAGCGCCAUGGAGACGGUGCAGCUGAGGAACCCGCCGCGCCGGCAGCUGAAGAAGUUGGAUGAAGAUAGUUUAACCAAACAACCAGAAGAAGUGUUUGAUGUCUUAGAGAAACUUGGAGAGGGGUCCUAUGGCAGCGUAUACAAGGCUAUUCAUAAAGAGACCGGUCAGAUUGUUGCUAUUAAGCAGGUUCCUGUGGAAUCAGACUUGCAGGAGAUAAUCAAGGAAAUCUCCAUAAUGCAGCAAUGUGACAGCCCUCAUGUGGUCAAGUAUUACGGCAGCUAUUUUAAGAACACAGACCUGUGGAUUGUUAUGGAGUACUGUGGGGCUGGCUCUGUGUCUGAUAUCAUUCGAUUGCGGAACAAAACGUUAACAGAAGAUGAAAUAGCUACAAUCUUACAGUCAACGCUUAAGGGACUAGAAUACCUUCAUUUUAUGAGAAAAAUACACCGAGAUAUCAAGGCAGGAAAUAUUUUGCUAAAUACAGAAGGACAUGCAAAACUUGCAGAUUUUGGGGUAGCAGGUCAACUUACAGAUACCAUGGCCAAGAGAAAUACGGUGAUAGGAACACCAUUUUGGAUGGCUCCAGAAGUGAUUCAGGAAAUUGGGUAUAACUGUGUGGCAGACAUCUGGUCACUGGGAAUAACUGCCAUAGAAAUGGCUGAAGGAAAGCCUCCAUAUGCCGAUAUCCACCCAAUGAGGGCAAUCUUCAUGAUUCCUACAAAUCCUCCUCCCACAUUCCGAAAGCCAGAACUGUGGUCAGAUCACUUCAUGGAUUUUGUGAAGCAGUGUCUUGUAAAGAGCCCUGAUCAGAGAGCCACAGCCACUCAGCUCCUGCAGCACCCAUUUGUCAAGAGUGCCAAAGGAGUGUCGAUACUGCGGGACUUAAUUAAUGAAGCCAUGGACGUGAAACUGAAACGCCAGGAGGCCCAGCAGCGGGAGGUGGACCAGGACGAUGAGGAGAACUCAGAGGAAGAUGAAAUGGAUUCUGGCACGAUGGUUCGAGCAGUAGGUGAUGACAUGGGGACUGUCCGAGUUGCCAGCACCAUGAGCGAUGGAGCCAAUACCAUGAUCGAACAUGAUGACACAUUGCCAUCACAGCUGGGCACCAUGGUGAUCAAUACGGAGGAUGAGGAAGAGGAAGGAACUAUGAAAAGAAGAGAUGAGACCGUGCAGCCCGCAAAACCAUCUUUCCUGGAGUACUUUGAACAAAAAGAGAAGGAGAAGCAGACCAACAGCUUUGGCAAGAGCGUGCCUGGCCCACUGAAGACUCCCUCGGAUUGGAAGGUACCACAGGAUGGAGACUACGAGUUUCUUAAGAGUUGGACAGUGGAAGACCUUCAGAAGAGGCUCUUGGCCCUUGACCCCAUGAUGGAACAGGAGAUCGAGGAGAUCCGGCAGAAGUACCAGUCCAAGCGGCAGCCGAUCCUGGAUGCCAUUGAGGCUAAGAAGCGGCGGCAACAGAACUUCUGAGCACGGCCAGGCCCGAGGGCCCUGUCUGCACACCCGGCCUUCCAUGAAUGUUGGGCUUGCUGGCCGUUCACGUUGUCAGCCAGCAGUUCUGCUCUGUUAUUUCUCCACGGCACCUUUGUGAACUCAGGAAUGUGCGCCAGAGAGAAGGGCUACCUUGACAGUGUGCCAUCUUGAUACAUGUAUUUAAUUGGGUCGGGUAUGUUAUUUCAAAGGAUUUCUGUUGGCGCUUUUAAACUCAGAGUUUUAAACCCCAAGCACAGAGAGACUCCUAGUUGAGUGACAGCUGGGAAAAUUUUACAUCGUCUUUUGUUUUUCCUCUCUCAAUAGCUUUCAAUUGUUCUUUCUGGAAGACUUUUUUAAAAUAUAUAAAUGUACGUAUAUAUAUAAAUUAUAAAUAGAUUCGCCACUCAGUGUGGUGGCAUCUCUGUA